This is a messenger RNA of Gastrolobium bilobum, 2721 nucleotides long. Its product is annotated as putative U-box domain-containing protein 50. Gene Ontology annotation, molecular function: protein kinase activity; ATP binding; ubiquitin-protein transferase activity. The coding region runs from base 35 to 2464 and encodes 809 amino acids. The record is from RefSeq and is a predicted model, not a curated record. Gene Ontology annotation, biological process: protein phosphorylation; protein ubiquitination. Lineage: Eukaryota; Viridiplantae; Streptophyta; Magnoliopsida; Fabales; Fabaceae. The transcript is spliced from 8 exons.
UGGAGAGGGAAAUUGAGUAGCUUGGAACAAUCAAAUGGAUGCAAACCAACCAGAGAAAAUCUAUGUUGCUGUUGGCAAUGAUGCACAGGAUGGAUUUAUGACUUUGCAUUGGGCUCUCAAGAAAUGGAAUUCUCAUCCAAUUUCCAUUGUUAUUCUCCAUGUGACUUGCAAUGUUUCCGUGGAUUAUGUUUAUACACCAUUUGGGAAACUUCCAGCAAGAUCUGUGAAUGAUGAGAAACUAGAAGUUCUCAGGAAAGAUGAGCAAGAGAAAAUCAACAAGCUGCUUUCCAAGUUUGUUGCUUUGUGUGGCACGGUGCCAGCAGAAAUUCUUGAAGUUGGAAAGUUUGAUGAACCUAUGCAAAAGCGCAUGAUAGACUUAAUCCUUGGUCUAGGAAUAACCAAAUUGGUCAUGGGAUUUUCAUUCAUGAAGCCCUCCUUGAAAUCAAAAGGUGUCAUUAGCGGAUUGUUCUAUGUUCAUCAGCACAAGCCUGCCUCCUGUGAAUUGUUCAUAAUCUGUGGAGGGAAGCAAGUUUUUCUCAGGGGAAAAAAUGAUGAGAAAACCAUGGAGGACGAUCAUGGAAUGAUCGUUGCCAAAACAAGAGAUAAGAUAACUUUUAAAGAUUGGCUAGACAAAAUGUUCAAUGACAAAACCAAUGAUUCCUUAGAAGAUAGAAGUGCAUCAUCUUCCUCAACAAAUUUAGAGUCCUCUGUGACCCCAAACCAAUGGGAAUUUUAUCUCCAAGAAAUUGAGAAUUAUUAUCAAGAAUUGCUAUCUUUAAAUUUGGAAGAAGGAAGCAGCGGGCAAGAUAAUGAAGCCUUCCAGAUUAAUCCAAUUGAGCCAGAUUUCACUGAACGGAACAAUUCUAAUAUGAGUGAUGCAGAAAAAAUUGAGGACCUAAAAACUAGACUGAAUGAAGCCCACGAGACCAUCCAAUUGAAGAGGAAAGAAGCCAAGGAUAGCAUGGAGAGACAUACAAAAGCUGAAUGGGCAAUUUGUUUAUGCAACAGCCGGGUGGAAGAAUUAGAAAGUCGAAGAAAGGAAGAAGUGAGUGCAAGGGAAGAGCUAAAGAAGGAGUUGGAGGCGGAGAAAGAAGAGAUAGAGGAGAUGAGAGUGGAUGUUGAAGAGAGGAAGAGGAGGCUGAGUUCAUUAGGAGAGGUGCAGAGGGAGGUGUCGAACAGGUUUCAGAUAUCAACAGAGGCAAAGACAAGAGCGGAGAGGGAACUAGAGAAAGCGGUGGGUGAGAGGAGAGAGAUGGUGAGGGAGAUAGAAGAGUUAAGGAGGCAAAGGGAUGUGCUGAAUAGAAGGAUUGAGUUUUGCAAGCAGAAGGAUGCUAUUGGAAUGGCUGCAAGGCUGAAUGAGGAGGAGCCUAGCUGCAAUUUCAGGGAGUACACGGAGGAGGAGAUAAGGUUGGCCACCGACAACUUCUCACAACGGCUGAGGUUGAAGUCCGUUGGGGAUUGGACCAAUGUCUACAGAGGACGAUUCAAUCAUUCCACUGUUGCAAUCAAGAUGCUCCAUUCUUUGCCUUCCUUGUCCCACCAAGAUUUCAUAUCUAAGGUGAGGCUUCUUGGUGAUAUUAGGCAACCUCAUGUGGUAGCCAUGGUGGGCUUCUGCUCUGAGCCCAAAUGCAUAGUUUUGGAAUACAUGCGCAAUGGAAGCUUACGAGACAUGUUGUUUUCUAGGCGAAGAAACCGGGUCUUACGUUGGCAAGACCGAAUACGAAUAGCGACAGAAGUUUGCUCGGGCCUGGGCUUUCUUAAUGCAGCUAAGUCAAGGCCCGUUGUUCAUUGUCAUUUGUCCCCAUCCAACGUCCUCCUAGACCGCAAUCUGGUUGCAAAGAUAAAAUGUUUUGGGCUUCAAGAGUGCCAUGAUGAGGGAUGUAACGUAGAGUCUGAUUUGCGGGCUUUAGGGGUCUUGUUGCUGCAGCUUUUGAGUGGAAGAAAUUGGGCCGGGCUCGUUGAGGAGACCAUGACACUUGAUAUGGAUACAGAGGCUUUGGUUACCGUUCUUGAUGAGAUGGCUGGACACUGGCCGUUGGAUCUAGCGAAAGAACUUGCGGGCCUAGCUAUGAGGUGCUUGUCCAUGAAAAGCAAUCCCAACUCAGAAUUGAGCAUUGGAAGAGUAUUGGAGGAACUCAAUGAAAUGAGAAGAAAGGGUGAUGAAAUAAUUGCAAGGGAAGGACGAAAGGUAAUCGUUGGUGGAUGCAUAGAUAGAGAUGACUCCAACGAUGUGCCUAGUAUUUUCCUAUGCCCUAUACUUCAGGAGGUAAUGAAAAACCCACACGUGGCGGCAGAUGGAUUUUCUUAUGAGCUGGAAGCAAUGGAACAGUGGUUGCAAUCAGGGCGUGACACAUCACCCAUGACAAAUUUAAGGCUGAAUCACACAUUCCUUAUCCCUAAUCAAUCCCUUCGUUCCUUAAUUGAGGAUUGGCAGAACAACGGAUCAGCUAAAGUUGCAAAUUAGAACCAAAUUCUUUUUUGUUCAUCGGAUUAUGUACAGUUAAACUGAAGGUUGUGACAUAGCUUCCAUCUCAUUACCAUAUUAAUGGACCAAUAAAAAAAAUGUACCAAUUGAGUUAGCAGGUCAUGGGUAGGUUCAACCUAAAACUUCUAAAAACUCUCAUCCUUUUUCCCCUUGUCAGUUAUUUACUACAACUCAUACAAGAAUGAAAUAUUAAUUGAUAUAAAAUUAUAUAUAAAAACACUAUUUUUUUUUUCCCC